CACUUAUGAAUGAGUUUUGACAAGAAGCGUACUUGUUUUUACCUAGAGAUUUUUAAUCAAUAUUAUCUCAUACUUUUCUUUCAAAAACCUUGCUCUGUUGUGUAGUGUUACGUACCCUGUGUACCACUAUGCCGCAUCGCACGUGUAGGCAGUGUUGAUGUUGUGUUGUGUGGUACGGCGUGGGGAUACGCGCCCCAACACAAACUCUUGGUGAUUGUCUCGUUCGAUUGCCUCUUUAUUUUCUUCUAGUAACGAAAGUUUCUGCAGAAAACCAUCAGAGAACCCGUGGAUAAACUACGAGAUAUGCAAUGGAUUUGAACAUUAUUGUUCAGAACGACAGCGACCCCAUUGCAAAGAAUAUCGUCGUGACGAUGAUAAAAACAGCGUACACACUGGGGUAUGAAGCAGUCGCCCUGAACACUGUAAUUGGUGAGGAUGCCCUUAAUGAGAAGAACAAGAUACCCGAACCACCACUCUUUUAUAUACAAGACUUUGAUUUCUCUGAGCACCAAACACAGAAAAGGAGGUUUAAGGUACUGACUCGUUUAACCGCUAUAGCAGACGAGAGCAUACAGUGCCAUCGACUGUUUCAGUCUGCAGUUGCCAAGAAAUAUGACCUGCUGGCCAUAGUGCCUCGCCACGAGAAACUUCUACAGCAUUUAUGUAAUAAUGGUGAAUUUGAUAUAAUUUCACUACCAUUUGAGUCUCGAAUGGGCUAUAACGUAAAGAGACAACAGCUUGGUACGGCAGUUAGCAGAGGCCUGUUCUUUGAGAUUCAGUACGCACACUGCAUUAAUGACCAGUCUGCACGACAGCAAGUUAUAGCAAACUGUUGCAGUCUUAUGCAAGUGACAAAAGGAAAGGGCAUAGUGAUUAGUAGCGGAUCAAUGCAGCCAUAUCAUCUACGAAGCCCAGCCGAUGCAGCCAAUCUGGGUUUCCUUUUCGGCUUGACUGAGUCCACCGCACGGGAUGCCACAUAUGGAAACUGCAAGAGUGUAAUCUUGCAUGCACAAACAAGGAGAAGAGAAAACAGGGCUAUAAUAUUUUCUAAAGACAUUAGACAGCUGCCCAAAGACGACGCUUGGUUGGUGGAGUCUUGCAAACUGCAGGAAGACCACGAAUCUGUUGCGAAGCGUACCCUAGAAGAAACCCCCGACGACAAGGAGCCAUUGAGCAAAGGAGAAAAGCAGCCGCCCAAGAAAAAACGCAAGAAAGGGUGCUCAAAGGGUGCAGCCACUUCGUCAGCUUAGUGUUACGUUCAUUUGUUGCCAAAUUCAGUAUCAGGUGCUCAGUUUUGCACCUCUAGCUCCAUGUUGGCUGCUCAUCACAUGCUCAUGCACGAUGAAUAAAAACAAAUAAUGGACAAAUAUAGUAAUUGAUUCAAGGAAUAAAGUAAUGGUGGCUAUCA
Molecule: messenger RNA, 1408 nt
Organism: Ornithodoros turicata
Lineage: Eukaryota; Metazoa; Arthropoda; Arachnida; Ixodida; Argasidae
Gene: Rpp30
Product: ribonuclease P protein subunit p30-like
Exons: 11
Coding region: 309-1250 (313 amino acids)
Biological process (GO): tRNA processing
Cellular component (GO): nucleolar ribonuclease P complex
Molecular function (GO): RNA binding
Source: RefSeq, a predicted model, not a curated record